Pterocles gutturalis (yellow-throated sandgrouse) is the source of this 318-nucleotide messenger RNA. It is a transcript of the gene CAV3, whose product is annotated as caveolin 3. Gene Ontology annotation, biological process: caveola assembly; regulation of membrane depolarization during cardiac muscle cell action potential. NCBI's taxonomy places the organism in Eukaryota, Metazoa, Chordata, Aves, Pterocliformes, Pteroclidae. Gene Ontology annotation, molecular function: connexin binding; transmembrane transporter binding; molecular adaptor activity. Gene Ontology annotation, cellular component: caveola. The record is from RefSeq and is a predicted model, not a curated record.
GUGGAUUUUGAGGAUGUGAUCGCUGAGCCCGUGGGAACAUACAGCUUCGACGGCGUCUGGAAAAGCAAGUACUGGUCCUACCGUCUGCUCUCCGCCAUCCUGGGCAUCCCGCUGGCAGUGCUCUGGGGCUUCCUCUUCGCCCUCAUCUCCUUCUGCCACAUCUGGGCCGUGGUGCCCUGCAUCAAGAGCUACCUGAUCGAGAUCCAGUGCGUCAGCCGCAUCUACUCACUCUGCAUCCACACCUUCUGCGACCCGCUCUUCGAGGCGCUCUCCAAGAUCUGCGGCAACAUCCGAGUAGCUCUCCGGAAGGAGAUCUAG